CCCCAGCCCCACCUCCUGUUCCCGGCCUGGGCCAAGUCCUCUACAAGUUCCAGAUGUCGGGUUCCAGAUGUCUGGUCUCAGAGUGGGGGAACUACCUGGAGAAACCUCCCUCCUCAAGCUGCCCAUGCAAGAUGUGCUGGCUGCUGCUCUGUGGAAUCCUCCAGGCUUGCCCCACACUGGGCUCCGUGCUGCUGGCCAGGCGGCUACCCCAGCAGCUGACGUCUCCUGGGUACCCAGAGCCCUAUCCCAGAGGCCGGGAGAGCAGCACCAGCAUUGUGGCAACAGAGGGCUUUGCUGUGAGGCUGGUCUUCCAGGACUUCGACCUGGAGCCAUCCCAGGACUGUGAAGGGGACUCUGUCACAAUCUCCGGCAGUGGGAUGCUUCCAAGCAGGCUCUGUGGUCCACAGGGCUCCCCUCGGGACAGCCCUCCUGGUCAGAAAGAGUUCGUGUCCUCUGGGAGGAGUUUGCAGCUGACCUUCCGAGCACACGAUUCCUCCCAGGAGCUGCCCACCCACCUCCACAAGGGCUUCCUGGCUGUCUACCAAGCUGUGGCUCUGAGCUGCGAGCCCCUCAGCCAGCGCAGUGGGGUCUCUGAGGGCACCUUCACACCUGGAGCCAUGCCCUCGGAGACCCAGACCUACUGCCAGGAGCCCUAUUACCAGGCGACACCUGCUGGGACCCUCAGCUACCCAGUCCAGGGGACCUGGGCAGACAGACAGGACCGGCAGGAACAUCCUCAGUGUGUGCCUGUGUGUGGACGGCCAGUCACGCCUCUUGCCCAGCACCCAGAGACCCUCGGCCCUUCCAGAGCUCCUCUGGGCAGCUUCCCCUGGCAAGCCUUCACUGUCAUCCAUGGCCGCGGGGGCGGGGCCCUUCUGGGCGACAGGUGGAUCCUCACUGCUGCCCACACCAUCUACCCCAAGGACAGCGCCUCUCUCGGGAAGAACCAGAGUGUGGAUGUGUUCCUGGGCCACACGCACAUAGAUGAGAUGCUGCAACUGGGAAACUAUCCCGUCCGCCGGGUCGUGGUGCACCCGGACUACCGCCAGCAUGAGUCCCACAACUUUGAUGGGGACAUCGCUCUCCUGGAGCUGCAGCACAGCGUUCCCCUGGGCCCCCACCUCCUCCCAGUGUGCCUGCCGGACACUGAGGCAUUCUACCGCAGCGGCCUGUGGGGCUAUGUCAGCGGCUUUGGUGUGGAGAUGGGCUGGAUUACCACAGAGCUGAAAUACUCCAGGCUGCCGGUGGCCCCCAGGGAGGCCUGCGAGGCCUGGCUCCGGGAGAGGGAGCGGACUGAGGUGUUUUCUGACAACAUGUUCUGUGUGGAGGAUAAGAUGCAGACCAGCAGUGUCUGCCAGGGGGACAGUGGUAGCGUCUAUGUGGUGUGGGACGGUCACGCCCACCGCUGGGUAGCCACAGGCAUCGUGUCCUGGGGUGUCGGGUGUGGCAAGGGGUAUGGCUUCUACACCAAAGUGCUCAACUACGUGGGCUGGAUCAAGGAAGUGAUGGGUGGCAGGGACUGAACAGGGGCUCAUGGGCAGGCGCCGACCAGCACGUAGACACCGGGUCCAGAGGGUUGGGAGUGAAGGGUGAGCCCUUCAAGUCCCUGCGGUGGCCAGGCACCAAGUGGAGAAACCCUCCUCCCUUCUGCUGAGUAGAAAGUGGCAUCUGACAGCCCUAUCCUUCCCCUCUGCCUUCAAGUGUGUUUGCAACAGGGAAGCGCUGCCCAUCUAGGCAGCUGUCACUGCAGUCUCGCAUCCCCUCCCACAGCGCACCUGUCAACACAGCCUUUCUGUUCUUACCUGUGGAAGAGGUGCCUUCUCACCCCCUAUCCAGGUGAUGUGUGGAGGAAAGGGUCUUCAUGGCAUUUCGUUUCUGAAAUUCUCCAAAGAGCCUUUAAUUGUCCUUCAGAUAAUCAAGCCAUUGGCUUGUCACCUACCACAAUUCCUACGUGCAAUGAUAGUAAUAGCUCCUGCUUUGUUUUACACCUUUGACACGCAGGCUUUUCUUGUGUUAUUUCACUUCAUCCUCACACAUGUUUGCAAAGGAUGUGUUUUUAUCCACAGCUUACAGACCCGGAAGCUGCAGUCCUUGUGACUACAACCGCAGAGGCAAUUUUCUCCCUAGUAUCUGGGAUACCUCUGCCAUUGUCCACAGGACCUACUUUCCCUGUCCUAGUCCCUGAGUCCUCACAGAUUCUCUCCCUGGAUGUCCUGCUUCUGUCUUACCUUCCCUGUACUAGUCCCUGAGUCCUCACAGAUUCUCUCCCCAGAUGCCUUGCCCCUGGGCUGGGACUCCCUGCAGACACACUGGCCAUUGUCAUGAUGAAUACCAUAAAUCAGAGAAGACAGUGAAUUUGUCAGCAUUGACAGCCAAGUUUUUGUAUAAUCAAAGGUUAAAUUUAUGUUUGGCCAGGUGUGGUAGCGCACGCCUGUAAUCCCAGCACUCCAGAGGAGGAUCUCUGUGAGUUCAAGGACAG
Messenger RNA from Chinchilla lanigera (long-tailed chinchilla), 2479 nucleotides. RefSeq names its product complement component 1, r subcomponent-like (gene C1rl). Bases 54 to 1523 code for a protein of 489 amino acids. Gene Ontology annotation, cellular component: blood microparticle. Gene Ontology annotation, biological process: zymogen activation. Lineage: Eukaryota; Metazoa; Chordata; Mammalia; Rodentia; Chinchillidae. The transcript has 6 exons. The record is from RefSeq and is a predicted model, not a curated record. Gene Ontology annotation, molecular function: serine-type endopeptidase activity.